Molecule: messenger RNA, 1951 nt
Organism: Electrophorus electricus (electric eel)
Lineage: Eukaryota; Metazoa; Chordata; Actinopteri; Gymnotiformes; Gymnotidae
Gene: bspry
Product: B-box and SPRY domain containing
Molecular function (GO): protein binding
Source: RefSeq, a predicted model, not a curated record
AUGAGUGCGGAAUACGGACUUUUUGACUUAGCUGUGGUGUCCUUACGGGAUAGCGAACAAGAAGGGGACUCUGGAAUGAAGGGGAACGCAGACGACCACCUAUACAACAUGGACUUUCAGACAAAUAAAUCUAAAGACCCGGAUUUAAAUGGAAGCACGUUUAGCUACACUAACGGAACGAUGAAUAUGGGAUCUUCGUCAGAAUUGACAACUACAGAUGAACUGAAAGUGUGCUCUGUACAUGAGUUACCGCUGGAUCGGUACUGUAGUACGGAGGGAAAACUCACUUGCUCUCUCUGCGUUACUCGCGGGUCUUGUCAGGGUCACAGAGUGACAGAACUGGUUGUACGAGCCACAGCAGUAAGGAACCAGUUGGUGGACAUUUGUGAGAAAAUGCAGCUGCAAUCUCUCCGAAUAGAACGCUUUAUAAAGCACACCUUGACUGCAAAAGAGAGAGCUGUGCAGGUAGAGGCAAGCAUUGCGCGGGAGCGGGUGGUGGCUCAGGUGAACAGUGUCCGAGAAGCUCUGGAGGAGGAGGAGCAGCGUCUGCUGGAGGCCGUGCAGAGGGAGCAGGAGCGGGUAGAGCAGUGCCUCCUGACGCAACAGGUGCACUGGAACAAGGCUCUGGACACUCUGACGCAGGCCCGCACACGCCUGGUGCACACACUCACCCACUCGACGGAUGCUGCACUCAUGAGUUCCAACCAGGAAAUAUCAGACAGAAUCGAGGAGGCGGAGGGGGUUGGGGAGCCCAGAGACACACAGCAUCUUAAUGUGUGCAGAGAGUGCAGUGACAGCGAGCUGAUGUUGGGGAUGUGGGCCAGCGCCAUGAUCCUGGCUCCAUCAGCGCACAGUCUCAUUAGCCUGCGUUUUGAUGAGCGUACCGUCAGCCCCCUCCUCUCGCUCUCGCCGGAUGGCCACACUCUCACUUUCAUACCCAAGAGACGGGGCCAGGCACCUCCCUACGACCCAGCACGCUUCGACAGCUGGCCCAAUGCCCUCUGCUCAUAUGCCCUCUCCUCAGGCACGCACGCCUGGCUGCUGGAAGUGGGCACCAGCGCCGCCUUCAAAGUGGGCGUCUGCUACAGCAGCAUGGAGCGCAAGGGCUCAGGCAACGAUGCCCGCUUAGGCUACAACGCCAAGUCCUGGGUGCUGUCGCACUAUGACGGCAACUUCUCCUUCUGCCACAGCGGAUGUAACGUGGCCAUCGCCAUGGUGAAGAGGCCCUCUCGAGUGGGUCUGUUACUGGACUGGAGUGCACACACCCUGCUGUUCUAUGACCCGGACUCGAAGGCCGUGCUGCAUGCUGUCCGGCAGGUGUUCAGUGAGCCCCUCCUGCCCGCCUGCGCCGUGGCUGAUCAAAGCGUCUCUAUAGUGCACUGACUGCUGCUGCUGUGCUGUAUCACUGAAUGUAUGAGAUCUUAAAGGAAUAUACAGAUGUAUAACAAACUUGUGUGGAAAGCUCUAAAUGAUGAAGAUAAACACUAAGACCACAUUUUUGUCGCUUCUUGUAAACUUCUUGUAAAAUUUAAAAAAUAUAUGUAUUUUAUAGAAAAUUCUUCAAAAUAACAAGUAGCAGAAAAUUAAUAAAUAUUUUUUGUGCCAAGUUUAUUUUCAGCUGAAAUAUUUGGGAUAUGUUUUACAUUUGUUUUUAAGAAUGACAUGUAUUUUCUUGAAGGAAUCAAAACUGGAGUACACUUUAACAAGAAAUGUAAAAUGAUUUGUUGCAGAUAUGUUGUGGCCUAUUAUAAUGUAGUGUAUGUUAUUUGCAAUUAUAUCUGUGGAAAGUUGCUUAGACUUAAAAGUAAUAGAGUUACCAAUUUAUUGUACCAAUUUCUAUUUAUUACCUUUAUUCAAUUGUAGACAUAAAGCGAUUUUUGUCUUCUGUGUUAUUUUAACAAACAUGACAUUUGUGUUGAUUUAAUAUUGAUCUGUGAUGGUUUGCAGUUUU